AUGUCGGACGAGCGGAGUCCAGAGGAAUUGCUGCAGUCGGCUCUGUCGUCAGCAUUUACACCCGUGUCACUCGCCCCAGAACCUCCAUCUUCAAGUCCAAAACCCGACUCUGCUGCUGAAAUUACAGCUACAGCUGCAGCAGAAGCGGCAGCAACGUCUGCAAUCGCACCCCUCGUCUCACAAGAAGACCUCGCGAAGUACGAGGAAGAACGCGCAGCACUCGAAAACAGCUGGCGCGAGCAAUCGGCAGUUCAACGUAAAGAAGCGGAAGAACGAAGGGCGCGAAUUGCUACUGAGCGUGCUGCAUCGGGUGAGAGUUGGGAGAAGCUUGAUGAGGGAAAGCCUUUGCGUGGUCCACCAAAUCAGAUGUCAGGUUCAAGUGCUGCUGCUGCUGCUGCUGCCGUGAGUGGGAGUGGGUACCCUGGCUCCCCGAGUCCUGCGGAUGCCAGGGGUGUUGUGUCGGGUGAACCGUCCGGUUCAAGGCAUAUUGAGGUAUCUGCACAAGUAUCACCACGCACAACUGCAACGUUGGAACACAGCCAGCGCUGGGAAGAAAUAGAAGACGUCCCGUCCAUGGAAUCAUCCUACCCAUCUCUCUCCUUCCCCGAACACUCCGACAGCGCACCCUCAGACAACACAGGCUCAAAGUCCAAAUCGGCAGAAAAACCCACUCCUGUUGCGCUCCCGUCUACAACUUUAUCCGUAUUUGACAGUCGUCUGUCCACUCGCUCACGUGUGAUCGCACUCCUCUCAUCACUUUCGAUCAAUCUUUUCUUGCCGUUUGUGAAUGGAGUCAUGCUUGGAUUUGGUGAAAUCUUCGCCCGAAAUAUGGCGUUUCGUUUCUUCGGGUGGGGGAUACCUGGUGGUGCAGCUACUGCUGUUGGUGUAAACGCUACGCGUAGACGAAGCUAG
Molecule: messenger RNA, 912 nt
Organism: Fomitiporia mediterranea MF3/22
Lineage: Eukaryota; Fungi; Basidiomycota; Agaricomycetes; Hymenochaetales; Hymenochaetaceae
Exons: 3
Coding region: 1-912 (303 amino acids)
Biological process (GO): mitochondrial outer membrane translocase complex assembly; protein insertion into mitochondrial outer membrane
Cellular component (GO): mitochondrial outer membrane
Source: RefSeq, a predicted model, not a curated record